UUCUUAUUCGCUUUCUCUCUGUAUCUCCCUCCCUCUCGAUCGAAAUGGAAACUGAGACUAAAGCUCCGGUGGUGGCCAAGAAGGUUUGGAGCAUUGUACGGUUGGUUCUGGUCAUGUUGAGAAAAGGUAUAGCCAAGAGCAAAGUCGCGCUUGAGCUCCAUUUGCUUCUCAAACGCGGGAAGCUUGCCGGAAAGGCCUUAGCCGACAGCACUCUGAUGCUCCACCACCACUUCGCCGCCGCCUUUGCCUCUCGAUCUAACAACCACCACCAUUCCUUCAUCCCUCCGCGUGAAUACGAGUUCAGCUGCAGCAACAGCCCCGCCUACCCCUUCGCCUCCGCCAUCAAGCGCAAGCACAAGCUGGGUAAGUCGUACCAAUACGACGACGUGUGCACCGUGAAUGCCUUCCAGAAAGUGCUGGAGAUGCUGAACAAUGAGAAUUCCAAGUUCGUGGAAGCCUCGCCUCUGGUGACAUUGCCAGGCUUCGGGAAAAGCCCUAUCGGGAAGCAACUGAGAGUGACCGACUCGCCGUUUCCCUUGAAGGACGACGGAGAUAGCCAGGUGGACUUGGCGGCAGAAGAAUUCAUUAAGAAGUUCUACAAAGAUCUAAAUUUGCAGAAGACAAUGGCCGUUCUUGAUUCGCCCUGCCCUAAAUAUUUGUGGGAUAGGUGAAUUACGACGUCGCUCAUA
Messenger RNA from Neltuma alba, 689 nucleotides. RefSeq lists its product as uncharacterized. The transcript has a single exon. Bases 45 to 671 code for a protein of 208 amino acids. Lineage: Eukaryota; Viridiplantae; Streptophyta; Magnoliopsida; Fabales; Fabaceae. The record is from RefSeq and is a predicted model, not a curated record.